GCUGGUGUUGACAAGAUGGCGGCGACCGCGGGGCUGCAGGAGCGGGUGGAGGCGCUGGAGCGCCGGGUGUUCGGGGCCGGGGCGGCCCGCGGGCCGCGCAAGGUGCGGGGAUGGGCGGGCUCCUCAGCACCCCCCGCCCGGCCUGCAGCAGAUGGCUUGGUGAAAGUUCAGGUGGCUUUGGGGAACAUCGCAAGCAAAAGAGAGAGAGUUAAAAUUUUGUACAAGAAAAUUGAAGAUUUAAUAAAAUAUCUGGAUCCUCAGUACAUUGAUCGAAUGGCUGUUCCCGAUGCCAUGAAACUGCAGUUCAUCUUAGCAGAGGAGCAGUUUAUUCUUUCCCAAGUUGCUCUUCUGGAGCAGGUGAACAACCUCCAGCCGUUCUUGGACAGUGCACACAUCAAAGCUGCUCCUGACCAUGCUGCCAAACUGCAGCGACUUGCUCAAAUCCACAUACAGCAGCAGGACCAGUGCGAAGCAGUAACCGAAAACGUCAGGGUGCUCCUAGAAGACUACAAUAAAAUGACCCUGCUUCUGUCUAAGCAGUUUGUCCAGUGGGAUGAAAUGCUGACGCAGCUGGAAGCAGCCAAGCAGGUGAAGCCUAUGGCAGAGUGAUGGCAGCGAUGUAUCGCCAGGAGAAAUGCAGCCUGCAGCCCCAGGGCAGCACCAAGCUUGGGUGAACUGGGGAGGAUUGCAGCUGUCCUGGCACCACAGGUUCCAGUAUGCAAUGCUCUGGCCUGGCUGCUUGGAGCAGAGCGCUGCAUGCUGGGACUUGUAGUCUCAGCAGGCUGCACCUACAAUACUGAAGAUGAAGGUGGCUGCCAAUGAUGCCAGAGGGUCUUGUUACCCAUUUUUGGUCUAUGAGCUGCACUUUGCCCUCCCCUCCCUUCUUAAAAAUGAAACCAGGUGACUGGCAUCCUCUUAGAACUCGAGGAUCUGCACUUCUCCUGACUUGCACUUCCCUGAAAUAACUUUGACUUCUAAUAAUUUAUUUAAAAGUCCCUGCUCAGCUCACUGGGAUGUGACGGAAAUGCGGAUCUAUUACAUUUACCUGUGGACCAGAAUAAAAUCUCGGACGUUAACUA
Messenger RNA from Gopherus evgoodei (Goodes thornscrub tortoise), 1079 nucleotides. RefSeq names its product dynactin subunit 3 (gene DCTN3). Gene Ontology annotation, biological process: cytoskeleton-dependent cytokinesis. The record is from RefSeq and is a predicted model, not a curated record. Lineage: Eukaryota; Metazoa; Chordata; Testudines; Testudinidae. Gene Ontology annotation, cellular component: dynactin complex. The transcript is spliced from 7 exons. Bases 16 to 609 code for a protein of 197 amino acids.